UCCAACUGAAAAGGACGUACAUCGAGAGGGAAGGUCUGAGUGCUGCACCAUGCGACUGACAAUUCUGAUUUGUUUGUUUCUCAAGCUAAUUUGGAGCUGCGAAGCAGCAAAAGCAUGCACUAGCUGUCCUAACUCGGCAACAUUAGAGCUGAAAAAUUGCUCUUUAAAUGCUACCGUGGCGCAGAUGCUCGAGAAUUGUUCUGGCGUGGAAGUUUUGCACACUGAACUAGUAGUGCUGCCCACGGUUCACCUCAGCGGACAGUUGAAAGUGUUGAAAGUUGAAAGCUGCAACACAACCGCGGUCAUCAUUGAUCCAACUGGAAGUUAUAAAAUGGAAAAGUUUACGGUGGAGAAGAACAAUCUCAGGACGCUUCCGAGGAAUCUGUAUGUGUUGAAGAAGUUGAGGAAGCUCAUUUUGGCUUCCAAUUUGAUUGAGUGCAUCGAUAUGGCUCGCCCUUCGACCCUCCAGUUUUACCAAAUUUGGACAGAGUUUAUCUGCAACGAAACAAUCUAACCUUGCUGAAUCUUGAAAAUUGGAAAACCCCGAAUGUUAAGUUGAUGUAUUUGAACAACAACAAGUUAUCGAUUGUGCACAAACUGGCAAGUUCGCUUCCAAAGUUGGAAUCAUUGUACAUUUAUGAAAAUCCAUUGAACUGCGAAUGGUGGGAAACUCUCAGGGCUGAGAUAGAAAAUCCUUGCACGUUUUCUCCCAAUAACCAGGAGACCUGCCUCGAAAAAGCAGAACCACUGAAAAAUCUGAUAAAUCAAAUUGAAGCUUCCUCAAACAUUCCAUCCUCAAACACCGACCAAUGCCACUUAAACUCCUCAAAAUCCCUGAAGCAAAUCAAAUCCCAAGUUCUGCAGCUCCAGCAACAGGUCCCCUCACUCGGAGGAACACCAUCGGGCCACCAUCCAACCAGCGAAACGAUCGUCCAACUCCAGCAGUCCUGUCUCGGCCAGCAGGGUCGGCUGCGUGAAAUUGUGCACGAAAUGGGCUCCCCAAGUCGGACCAUCCUGAAGCCCCGGACGGACUGCCGGUGUGGACUGAAGGCGCAAGCAAGGCUCUUCCAGAGACAGCUCGGCCAGCUUGAGCAGCAGAUGGCCAAGU
Messenger RNA from Culex quinquefasciatus (southern house mosquito), 1108 nucleotides. RefSeq lists its product as uncharacterized. The record is from RefSeq and is a predicted model, not a curated record. Bases 50 to 514 code for a protein of 154 amino acids. The transcript is spliced from 3 exons. NCBI's taxonomy places the organism in Eukaryota, Metazoa, Arthropoda, Insecta, Diptera, Culicidae.